AUGUACAAAGAAUGGAUACCAGAUACAAGGGUGGACCUUUGCACCUUUAUUGGCAAUAAGGGUCAAAAUGGAGGCAAAAAUUCAUUGAGUGAAGCUUUUCUUGCCAAAAUUAGACAACCUCUCAUAGAUAUAUUACUGGGGCCUGGACAAAAGUUUCCUUCGUCCUGCCCUGUUCAAGCGGUUUUAAGCGAGGAACGAGUCACUGGUAAUGUAACAACUGAAUUAAGGACUGAAGGAUCUGGCGACACACAGGGCCGAAUUUCAUAUGAGAACAGGGGCGAAUGCUUUUUCUUGCCUUAUACCAAGGACGAUGUUGAGGGCAAUGUCACUCUACGAAGUGGAGACAAGGUUUCGUUUCAGAUCGCAACAAAUCAACGUGGUAAUUUGGGUGCUUGCCAUGUCCGGUUAGAGAACCCGGCUCAUCCAGUUUUGUACAGGGGUGUUGUGUGUUCUAUGAAAGAGUCAUUUGGUUUUAUUGAACGAGCAGAUGUAGUCAAAGAAAUAUUUUUCCACUUUUCUGAAGCCAAAACAUCCGAAGAACUUAGGCCUGGAGAUGAUGUGGAAUUUAUCAUUUUAACAAGAAAUGGUAAAGAAGUUGCAUGCAAUAUUGUUCGGCUACCACCAGGAACAGUUGUGUUUGAAGAUGUAGAUCCAGAUAUCACAAAGGGCCAAGUUUUAAAACCGUUAGAUCGGGGCACAGGGCAGAGACAUCAGAGUGAUCCCCUACCAGGCAGGAUCAGAUAUAGGGCUCCUGAUCAUUCUGAAGUAGAGGUACCAUUUGGUGAUAAAGAUCAAAAAGGCGAUUUCACUCUUCGUCAUGGUGACUGGGUCCAAUUCCAAUUGGCGACAGAUCGACGUGAUCAGCUACGCAGAGCCACUUCCAUUUCACUCCUGGACGAGUCCUUUGUUGUGUCCGGCGAACGUAGAGAUCAGGGUGUGGUAGUGGCCUUGAAGGAUGGUUUUGGCUUUCUUCGUUGUGCAGAGAGAGAGCCAAGACUAUUCUUCCACUUUACCGAGGUUUUGGAUGUGACGAGAGAGAUCUCCAUGGGAGACGAAGUGGAAUUCACAGCAGUACAAGAUCCUAAUAGCUCUUUUGCUAAUUUUAGACACAGCGCUAUAAGGAUUAAACAUUUACCUCCGGGUACUGUAAAAUUCGAAACCCUAAUCGAAUCAAAUCUAACGGGAGUCGUGACUAGGGAAGCCUCUCCAAGAAGCCCUAGCAAAUCUCAAAACGGCGGUCCAACACAAAACGGCGGGCCUCCUGUUCCAGAAGGGGGCAUGAUUUCUUACCAAAGCAAUGGCCAAAAGAAAUCAGUUCCUUUCUUUGCAAAAGAUUGUGAUCGGCAACCUAGAAUGGGUGAUAAAGUUGAUUUCAACAUUAGUCAGGUUAAGCGUAAUAAAGAACUGAUAGCAACAGAUGUUGUAGUAACUGCCAUUAGUAACCAGUCAUCAAACCACAGCUUUAACGGUUCAACUGUCUCGUCAAGCAGCAGUAGUUCAACUUCACAAUCAAGCACCUCAUUGCGCAAUGGUGUCUCUAAAAAUGGACGUCAGUCUUUAAGCAACGGCCAGUUAUGCCAAGGAUUUGUAGCAGCCUUGAAGGAUGGUUUUGGUUUUAUCGAGACCAUUUCGCAUGAUAAAGAAGUGUUUUUCCAUUUCAGCAAUUUUGAAGGCGACACAUCAAACCUAGAUUUAGGCCAAGAAGUAGAAUACAUAUUAGCACCUCGUGGUUCCAAUGGAGGUAGUGGUUCUGGUAGUUGCUGUUCUGCAGAAAAUGUUAGAACUAUUGCUCGAGGAUCAAUACCACUGCCGGAAGGCACCGGUCCUUUGCUGAAUGGUACUGUUACCAGGCCUUUGAGAUCUGUUAACCCAGACCAGAAUGAAUAUUCUGGUUUGAUACAGGUGGUAUCAGAGAAUGGAGACAAGGAAAGCUAUGAAUUUGGAAUAACUGGUCUAAGUAAUAAACGCGAUCUGCUACAAAACGGCGAUCCAGUCACUUUAAGAGUUGACACGGAAGGCAGAGCUACUGAAGUAACAGCUCUGAGAAAGAAGCGAAGGGCUACUGUUGACGCCAUCAAAGGACUUUUUGGAUUUUUGGCCUAUGAAGUAGAAGAAGGAAAGAAGUUAUUCUUUCACAUGUCAGAAGUUGAAGAUGGUGUUCAAUUGCAACAAGGCGAUACCGUGGAAUUUGCCUUGAUCACAAACCAAAGAAGUGGAAAGUCAUCUGCGUGCAAUGUUGUUAAGGUGACAGACAUUCAAGCCAGACCCGAACGUUUGAUUUCUCGUCUUCGAGUAAGUUCCCUUGAAGAGACUGGACCUCGCCUAACAGUGUCCAGACAACCUAAAGGCCCCGAUGGAUCUAAAGGAUUCCAAUCAUCUGCACGUCAACCCAGACAACCUGGUGUAAUCCCAGAAUGAUUAUCCAGAAGUAGAAAAAAAGAAAAAUCUUGAGUUCCUAAAAAUGAUGUCCAAAAAUUAAAAAUGGCAAAAGUCUUAAAUUAGAGACUCUUACCAACAUCCUUAUCUCACAGAAAAAAUGAAUUAAAAGGCUUUAUUUAAGGAUUGGGAGGAUUGAUGAGAUAAAUAUCCGCUCAAAAAAUAUGACAUAAAUGGUUUAAACUAAUAAGACUAAGUAAAAAUAUGAAAAAAAUGAAUUUUUUAGAGAAAAUGUGAUAUGCAGCAAAACAGUGAUCAGUUAUUUUGAUUUCUGAUGCAAACGCAAUUUUGUUUAUGUAUGGCAUCGUAAUGGAAAACCAAAAAUUAAAUUCGUCGCUGCUUUUUUGGCAUACCAGAACAAAAAAAAACAACAACCAAAAUACCGCGUUAUUCGUGAAUAAAUUACAUAAUGAAAAAAAAUGUCUUAACACCCAAGAACUCUUUGUCCGUCAUUUUUGGAUUGUAGUGUUUUUGUUUCAUUUCUCCUUGGUUUUGUUUUGUAAGUCAUAUCAAUGUAAGCAAUGUUACUGGGUAAUAUUUAACAGAUUAUAUAAUUUAUUCACUUGGACAUUUGUGUAUUGAGUUUUGCUUUGACAAAAGUCAUCUCUAAUAUUAUUUAUUAAAAAUUUAAGAAAAAAAAGUAAUACAAAAUAUACAUAUUUGUGUAAAAUCAUAAAGAG
This is a messenger RNA of Ctenocephalides felis (cat flea), 3116 nucleotides long. Its product is annotated as cold shock domain-containing protein E1-like. The coding region runs from base 1 to 2418 and encodes 805 amino acids. Lineage: Eukaryota; Metazoa; Arthropoda; Insecta; Siphonaptera; Pulicidae. The transcript is spliced from 11 exons. Gene Ontology annotation, molecular function: nucleic acid binding. The record is from RefSeq and is a predicted model, not a curated record.